GCCAAAGCCCAAGCUGGUUGGUCCCGGCUGUCCCCACAGAAACCUGUGCUUCUGUCCUUCCUGACGCUACCUAUUCACCACAAAUAUUUGGAAGGCCUGGCACAUGGCGGAUGAUACAGCAAAGCAAAGAGAGUCCAUCUCUCUCCCAACCGUGGCCCAUGGCCUAGAGAACCUGGGGGCUGAGUUCCUGGAAAGCCUGGAGGAAGGCCGGCUCCCUGGCAUGGAUUCUAGACACGAAGAAGGUGGACACAGCUGGAACAAAGCAGAGCCCAAGCCCUUCUCCAGAUGGAGGAGCCUGCAGCCAGCUGUGCAAGCAAGAAGCUUCUGCAGGGAGCACAAGCAGCUGUUUCAGUGGAUCUGCAAAAGCCUUCUCUGUAUUGCAUACAUCGCCUUUCUGCUCAUCGCCUGCCUCCUGGACUUCCAGAGGGCCCUGGCACUGUUGGUCAUCACCUGUGUGGUUCUAGUCUUUCUGGCCUACAGUCUGCUCAAGAGGCUUCUGGGGCCCAAGCUGAGAUGUGCAAAGCUUCAAGGCCAUUCUCGCCUGAGCCUCUGGCUGAAAAGAGGUCUAGCCCUCGCUGCUGGCCUAGGCCUGAUCUUGUGGCUGUCUCUGGACACCUCCCAGAGGCCUGAGCAGCUGGUGUCCUUUGCAGGGAUCUGCGUGUUCCUCACCCUCCUCUUCGCUGGUUCAAAGCAUCAUCGCGCUGUGUCAUGGCGGGCUGUGGCCUGGGGCCUCGGGCUACAGUUCGUGCUUGGUCUCUUUGUCAUCAGAACAGAACCAGGAUUUGUGGCUUUCCAGUGGCUGGGUGAUCAAAUCCAGGUCUUCCUGAGCUACACAGAGGCCGGCUCCCGCUUUGUCUUUGGGGAGGCUCUGGUCAAGGAUAUCUUUGCCUUUCAGGUUUUGCCCAUCAUUGUUUUCUUCAGCUGUGUCAUGUCAGUUCUCUACUAUUUGGGUCUCAUGCAGUGGGUGAUUCUGAAGAUUGCCUGGCUAAUGCAGGUCACCAUGGGCACUUCAGCCACCGAGACCCUGAGUGUGGCAGGAAACAUCUUUGUGAGCCAGACUGAAGCUCCUCUGCUGAUCCGGCCCUACCUGGCAGAUAUGACGCUCUCUGAAGUUCAUGUUGUCAUGACUGGAGGCUAUGCCACUAUCGCUGGCAGCCUGCUGGGUGCUUACAUCGCCUUUGGGAUUGAUGCUGCCUCCUUAAUUGCUGCCUCGGUAAUGGCAGCCCCCUGUGCUUUGGCCCUCUCCAAGCUGGUCUACCCAGAGGUGGAAGAGUCCAAGUUCCGGAGUGAAGAAGGAGUGAAGCUGACCUAUGGGGAUGCUCAGAACCUCGUGGAAGCAGCCAGCGCUGGAGCUGCCAUCUCUGUGAGGGUUGUUGCCAACAUUGCUGCCAAUCUGAUUGCCUUCCUGGCUGUGCUAGCCUUCAUCAACGCUGCUCUCUCCUGGCUGGGGGACAUGGUGAACAUUCAGGGACUCAGCUUUCAGCUUAUCUGCUCCUACAUCCUGCGGCCUGUGGCCUUCUUGAUGGGCGUGGCUUGGGAAGACUCUCCGGUGGUGGCAGAGCUGCUGGGCAUCAAACUGUUUCUGAAUGAGUUUGUGGCCUAUCAGGAACUCUCUCAGUACAAGCAGCGCCGCCUGGCAGGGGCUGAGGAGUGGCUUGGAGACAAGAAACAGUGGAUCUCAGUCAGAGCAGAAAUCCUGACAACCUUUGCACUUUGCGGAUUUGCCAACUUCAGCUCCAUCGGCAUCAUGCUGGGAGGCUUGACCUCUCUGGUCCCUCAGCGAAGGAGUGACUUCUCCAAGAUUGUGAUCCGGGCAUUGAUCACAGGUGCUUUCGUGUCCCUGGUCAAUGCCUGUGUGGCAGGGAUACUGUAUGUGCCGAGAGGGCCCGAUGUGGACUGUGUGUCUCUACUGAACCAAACCCUCAGCAGCAGCAGCUUUGAAGUAUACCAGUGCUGCCAUCAGGUCUUCCAGAGCACCAGCUCAGAGUUCAGCCCAGAGGCGCUAGAAAACUGCUGUCAGUUUUAUAAUCACACAAUCUGCACAUAGAGACUGAACAUCUUCAUGCCCUCAGAGGCCAGUCUUCCCAGAAAACAACAGUCUUCAAUGAGGCCAUAUGGCUUAUAACUGCUUCUGUUCUGCAAUUGGGAAAGAGUUUGGCCAUGAGUUGGGGAUGUUGGUAAAUGAAGGUUGCCUCCCACCCCUGGCCAUAUCUCUGCUUUCCAAGUCCUACCUCUCCAAGUAUGAGCUCCUAGGGUCUCCAUUGCCCCCUCUCUCUCCAUGUGCCAGCAUUCUGGCCUGCUCUAGUCCUCCCUCUCUGGGAUUCUCAUGUUCACCUGUCCAACGUCUCCUCCCAUCCCUCAUCCCUCCUUGUGUCAGACUCCCCUGCUCCCUUCCAAGCACUAGACUCUGUGGCCUCCCCAAGAAGCUGUCCCUGGAGACAGCUUCCUUCACUCACUUCCUCAGCAUGCUUCCCAAACUGGUGUCCUGCAGGAUAUUGUUCCAGCAGGUGAGCCAUUCAGAGGGGUCAGUGAUCUACCAGGUUUGGAAUAUACUGAACUAAAUAAAGUUAGACAGGGUUGUUUGUUUGUUUGUUUUUGAGGCAGGGUCUCAUGUAGCUUAUGUUGGCCUUGAGCUUACUAUGUAGCUGAGUAUGACCUUAAAUUCUCAAUUCUCCUGCUAUCACCUCCUGAAUGUUGGAAUUAUAGGUGUGUACCACCAUACCUGGCCCAUAAGAAGUUUUUAUUUGGGCUGUCAAAAUAGUUCAGUGGGUAAAGGCAGCUGCCACAAAGCCUGACAACCUGAAUCUCAUCACUGAGACCCAAAUGGUGGAAGGAGAGAAUAAUUUCUGCAAAUUGUCCUCUGAGCGCCACUUCUGUGCAUGGCACAUGCCAUCAUCUGCCCCCUCCCCAAAUUAAAAAAAAUAAUAAAGUGACUUUAAAAAUUA
This is a messenger RNA of Nannospalax galili (Upper Galilee mountains blind mole rat), 2945 nucleotides long. RefSeq names its product solute carrier family 28 member 1 (gene Slc28a1). Bases 104 to 2047 code for a protein of 647 amino acids. Gene Ontology annotation, biological process: cytidine transport; uridine transmembrane transport; nucleoside transmembrane transport. Gene Ontology annotation, molecular function: pyrimidine- and adenosine-specific:sodium symporter activity. Gene Ontology annotation, cellular component: membrane. The record is from RefSeq and is a predicted model, not a curated record. NCBI's taxonomy places the organism in Eukaryota, Metazoa, Chordata, Mammalia, Rodentia, Spalacidae. The transcript has 18 exons.